Messenger RNA from Sycon ciliatum, 4759 nucleotides. RefSeq names its product leishmanolysin-like peptidase. Gene Ontology annotation, cellular component: membrane; cytoplasm. Gene Ontology annotation, molecular function: metalloendopeptidase activity. Gene Ontology annotation, biological process: cell adhesion; proteolysis. NCBI's taxonomy places the organism in Eukaryota, Metazoa, Porifera, Calcarea, Leucosolenida, Sycettidae. The record is from RefSeq and is a predicted model, not a curated record. The coding region runs from base 400 to 3111 and encodes 903 amino acids. The transcript is spliced from 8 exons.
GUUUGAGGUAAUGGUUGGCUUCUGUUUUGAUGUUCACUUGAGCGCAACACCCACUCCCGAAGCCUCCAUUCUUCUAGUAAUACUAAUAGAGGAGCAUAGGAAACAGGAAGUUCGCUGACGAAGUCACUGAACGGUUUGAAACUGAUUACUGUGCACUUUUUGUUUUGAAUGAAGAUGUUGAUUUUGUAGCUGAGGUAUUGUGAUUCUGUGAGUGAAUUUGCUGGCAUGCUAAAUGGCCCAGGCCACGCGAGGAAGAUCGGCACAGAUUGCAGUAGGGAUUCUGCCAUGGCGUGAGGUAAAUCAAGCUUGGACGUGACUGUUGCAGGCCAGUGCUGUGUAUAGCAGAGUUUGGGGAAUCGACAUUCCACAUUUGUACUUUUGCGAUCCCAAUCUCUCCUGAUGUGUCGUGCUCAAUGUCGACCCGGCACCAGUGCCUUGCACUUCCGGCGUGUCGUUACAGUGCUGCUGCUGUGGGCUUAUUGCUUUACGUGUGUGGUGAGCUUGGAUGAAAGUUUUCGUACCCGUAGGCAGUCGACACCAGCAGCACACUCACUGCGAGUUACGUUCCAUCAGCUGUCAGCAGCCAACUCCACGCAGCUUUCUGCUGCUCAGCAAGGCAGACUGGAGGCUGUCCUCGCUGCAUCACGUGACUGGGCCCUGCAAACUCUGACCGUGCUGCAGCCGUCCAGCCAGCCACUGCGUCUGAAUCGCGCAUGCCAGGGCGUCGUGCAGUACACGCCAUCGGCCUCCUCCAACCUGCGUCAGUACUUCUGCCGAGAGCCAGCCGCGUGCCGUAACUACACCUCCUGCGGGCCCGCUAUACCGCAGGUACCUGCCGAGCAUCUGGAGAAAUGUCAACUCUGCUUCCUGAGUAGGCCGACCAUCUUGAGCUGUGAUUCGGACCCGAACGAUGUCGCCGCGGAUUCUCCCGGCUUACCCAGUACGGACCUGGUGGUGUAUGUCGUGAAUCGGUGCGACCUGGUGACGGAUUCGGGUAGCUUGUCGUAUGGCUCGUCCUGUGGCUUGCGCUACGGGCCGACGGAUCGGCCGAAUGCCGGCUGGAUGGCGGUCUGUCCGGAUCGGUUGGGAUUGGCCAAGGCUGACCUAGCGUAUCAAGUGUCUGAGGUGCAACGCCAACUCAUCCGCAUUCUCGGCGUGUCGAGCACGGAGUUUGCCUACUGGCGUGACCCAGUAUCUAACACAGCUCUAACACCGCGUGGCUCGCAGAACGAGCCUGUUGGUCCCGGUCCUGACAACGUGGCGUCGACUACUCUGGCUGAAGUAUCGCAGAAUGGCCCAGGCGGUAACCAGCGCCGCUACUACGAGCUUCGCACACCGGCAGUACUCGCAGAGGCGAGGCGUCACUUUGGCUGCCAGUCUCUGACCGGCAUGCCAAUGGAGGAUUAUGCCAACCGCUCCGCGGAUCUGUUUGAGAUGCGCGUGGCCGGCCCGUCCGAGCUGCUCACACUCCGCUCGUUUCUGCCCUCAACACGACUGAGUCCCGUUGUUUCUCGCUUGACACUGUCCGCGCUGGCAGACACUGGCUGGUAUUCUGUUGACUAUGACCGGGCGUUCACACUGCACCAUGGCUCAGCGCGCGGCUGUGCCUUCGUCGAGGACGACUGCCUCAGCUAUGUCAACACGUCCAUGCCGAACAUGUCUCUUGUCUCCUACCCGCACGUGAACGAGAGCGUCGUCUCAGCGUUCUCGGCAGUCAGUGCAGCGUGGGCCACCGAUCCGCAGCCCAGCUCUGUAGCUGCUCUGCCGUUCUGCAAUAUCGUACGACCGUCGUCCACCACCACCUCAUCCUCCUCUUCGACGUCGUCAGUGGCACCGUUUGCACGAUGCUCGGCCUCGCGUCAGCGCAUCACGGCGUGCAAUCUCGUGAAGACGUCCACCCAGCAUCAAGGAUCAGCGUACACCUAUUUCCAGGAUAGUGAUGUCCAGGCGUCGGCUGAUCCAGCGUCGGACUACUGCCCCACAUUCUCACCAUUCUUGUCCAACGGUAGCAGCAGUAGCAGUAGCAGCAGCAGUCCUUCUGCAGGCUUUGUGUCUCUAUGUGAUGGUAUCUCCUCUGCUCCAGCAGUCAACUGGGCACUGGAGCAAUACUCCGCGUCAUCGCUGUGCGUGGAACAUUCUGAGCUCUGGCGUCGCCUACCCAAUGACGACAGUGGUGUGUACCAAGUGCAGACCGAGGCCAGCGACAUUCGCUACUACGGUGCGGGUUGCUAUCGACGCGAAUGCACUGCCGACGGCUCAUUACGGAUAUGGAUUGGUAAUGUAGCACUGAAGUGCCAGACAGUUGGUCAAACUAUUCCGUUUUCCUUGACCAUCAACACCAUCCAGUACAAUGGCGGUAUUGUCUGUCCUUCGCCCAGCCUAUUCUGUGCCGUGUCGCGUUGCCCUGGCAACUGCUCCUGGCAUGGCGACUGUCAGCUGGAGUCUGGUACCCGCAAGUGUAAUUGCUAUGCGGGCUACUCCGGCGCAUCAUGUAAUCACCUAGUCGACGGCACAGCAGUGGACCUAACAUCGGCAUCUUCAGCCAACCCGGACAUCGGGCCGCCAGAACCGCAAUACUUCACCACUCGUGUCAUCGCCAACAUCAGCAUAGCAUCCCUGGUUGUUUUCGUUGGUGGACUCAUCGCGUUCCUCACCCAGUGCGUAGUGCCCGCCAUCAACGUCCGCAAGGUGCGUCGUGAGGCUCACCGUCGUCGCAACCUGCAAACACAGCAAGUGCAGAGUGCUGGCGAGAUGGAGCUGCAGCGUAUCAACAUGAACAUGCGUAAUGCAGAUGCUAUCGAGGUGAUUGACUCCACACACGGUGCAUCGUAUCCCCGCCAGCCUGGCUUCAUACCGCCACCACUCGGUGGCUAUCAGCGACAACACAUGGCAAGUCAAAGCUCGGAUAUUCAGCCCAAGAGUUCCGACGAGCAAUUAGACAUCGAGAUCACGGAGGAGGGUGUUGCCGACGCGGUGGCUGCUGGCCGAGACAAUGGCUACCCGGCCGGCAGUAGCAUUGAGUUGGGACCUAUUCAGCACCACGUCACACAGCCCGUGCCGGUCGUAACCAGUGGUGGGGCGGCCGCUCAACCUGCUGGCAGUGUUGUCUAGGCAUCUGCGUGGUUUGCACUGUGCAUCCAUGUGCACGUGUGUUUUUCUUCAAUGAGCUGGCUACGUAACGACGGUGUACUUCCACCUGUGCUUCAUCCAUGGAGAACAGGAUCGAAAUUGUCGUCGGUUUCUAGCUGACACACUCCUACCACAAUAUUCUGACUCCGCUCAUGGUGGAGUGUGUCUCUACGUGCCAGUCACGAGGGUGAGUUUUUUGGAGGUGUAGCAUACCGGCUUGAUUCGCUGCGAGUCGUUCUCUGGCACAUUCAGCUAGGGCUGUACUGUGCAGUUGGUUCGAAUGCUGCAGCCGUGCUCUGUGCUGGUGUGUACCUGCCAACACCAGCAGCACCACCACCACCAUGACUACCACCACCACCACCACCACCACGACUACCACCACCACCACCACGACUACCACCACCACGACUACCACCACCACCACCACCACCACGACUACCCGCUACCUUGUUCCUGGCCGGACGGUGGAUGGUGGAUAAUCUAGUUCCACCAUCCGGUUUUGCUUGUAGCCAGGAACGCUGCCCGCUACCGUACGUCAUCCAUCCUCAUUGUAGGUCAUUCUGGCUGGCUGGUUUCUGCUGUCAGCUACCCAGCCACCCACGUAUCCGUGUAUCCGUUGGCUGAUCAGUUUCGAUAGGGUGAUGAACACUGCCGCUGCUGAGUGCUGUGCCCCCAUGUUUUCACCGGCGCUUACGCCGUAAGCGCUUGAGAUUUGAGUUUGAUUCUGUGUGCGUGACUCCACUAGUAGCCACGUAGCAUUGUUGCUUUCUGGUGACUAUCCGUUGGCUUCGCUGCCACUUGACUGUCUGUGUGUGUGACAUGUUGAGCAUGUAGACACACUGACAUGCACCCGCACACACACAGUUUGAGAUGAGCUCUCCUGCCGAGUUUAUCUCCGCUGUACAUACGAUAGUUUACGAUGCCGAUAGUGACAAGCAUCUACGUGCAUCAAAGCCACAGCGCUACAAGGUCAUGCAGUACAGUUUGUUCUGCCGUCUUAUAUCGAGCGUAGGCCCAUAGGCACACAUACAUGUACAUGGCUAUAUGCACAUACUUUCCGAGGCACUGCGCAUACUUCAGCACAUAACGUCAUCACUAGUCAUGAUUGAGCCGCGCAUGUGACUCUAAUAAUAUUAUUAGUAAACUGCUCUGUCGUGUGUUCAAAACCAUUAUAUUAUUACUCCAACGUAUGAGAUCAUCGGUAUGUUUCCUUCCUAACUGGCUGGCCAGCAUUGCUGUGGUACAUUUUGUAAUUUUGCAUACCGUUUUAUUUAGUGACGUCUACCUUUCAGUAGGCUGUCUCCGUCUGCCUGUCUCUGUCUGUCUCUCUAUGUCUGUGUCUGUGUGUGUCUGUCUCGUUGUUAUAGAUGUGUUGUUGUUGUUUGACGUUUGUUGUUCUGGAAGCGCCACAUCAUGCUGACGUAGUGCCAGUUGCCGUCAGGCAUCAUCCUGGCUGGGCCGGCGGUGUUCUACAUCUACUCUUAGCCGCAAUGCCUGCUGCUGCUCUGUAGGCCUUCUCUACUCUAGCUCACAAGCUCAAUCUCAUGCUUUUCUCAACGCUUGUUAGCUGCGUCUGAACUCUCAUUCUCACUGUGUUGAAGACAUUUUUUAAAUGCAGUUUCUAUUUUUA